GUUUCCCUUAUAAGCAGGCCAUCUUUCCUUCUUUUCCACAAGCAAAAAGGAAAAAGAAGAAAAAAACAUCAUAAUAUCUCCAAUUCUGCCGGAAUGGUUUUCGCCGGAGAAAGUAGUGGACGGCCAAACAUGGGUCGGUUUGCAGCACAAGUGAUCACCAGCCGUUGGUUCUUUGUGUUUGGAACCAUACUCAUCAUGUCCGCCGCCGGUGCAACCUAUAUGUUCGGUCUUUACUCCCCGGAUAUAAAAGAGUCACUCGGCUAUGAUCAAUCCACUUUGAAUAUGCUUAGUUUCUUCAAAGAUUUGGGUACCAAUGUCGGUCUCGUUUCCGGCCUAAUCAUGGAAGUCUGCCCUCCAUCGGUAGUCCUUGGAAUGGGUGCAAUCCUCAACUUCUUCGGCUACUUCAUGAUUUGGUUAGCCGUGGAAAAGAAGAUCUCCAAACCAAAAGUAUGGCAGAUGUAUUUGUACAUGUAUAUUGGUGCAAAUUCUCAGUCAUUUGCCAAUACCGGAGGCCUUGUCACUUCCGUGAAGAACUUCCCGGAAAGCAGGGGAGUUGUGCUCGGGCUUUUGAAGGGAUUUGUCGGGCUCAGUGGUGCCAUCAUCACUCAACUCUACCAUGCUGUGUACAAUAAUGAUUCCAAGUCUCUGAUUCUCAUGAUUGGUUGGCUUCCGACAGUGGUUAACUUUAUUUUCCUCGGAACCGUUCGUAACAUGAAAGUUGUUCGAAUUGCAAACGAGCUCAAAGUCUUUUACAGACUGCUUUAUUUGUCAAUCGGGCUUGCUGGAUUUCUUAUGAUUGUAAUCAUAAUCCAGAAGCAAUUCAACUUCUCUCAGGGCGAGUAUGGAAUCACUGCAGCCGCUACUGUUGCCUUGCUGUUUUUACCACUUGCAGUUGUUAUUCGAGAAGAGCUACAGAAUUGGAGGAACAAAAGAAAAGCUCUGGAAAAUCUCCCCAAAUUGGAAGUCCUCACUGAGAAAUCAGAAUCAGUUACUGAACCAGGUUCAAAUCAGGGGAAAACAGAGCCAGUCACAAAACCAGAAACAGAGGCAGAAGAAACAAGCAAAGAAGAAGAAAUCAAGGAACCAUCUUGUUGGACGACAUGUUUCCAGCCACCAAACAGGGGAGAGGAUUUCACAAUACUCCAGGCAUUAUUCAGCCUGGAUAUGUUAAUCCUGUUCAUUGCUACAAUCUGUGGGAUCGGUGGAACUUUGACAGCAAUUGACAAUCUGGGUCAAAUCAGCAAGUCAUUAGGCUACCCGAAGAAGAACGCAAGCACAUUCAUCUCCCUUGUCAGCAUCUGGAAUUACUCAGGAAGAGUUGUCGCAGGUUUCCUAUCAGAGCAUCUUCUGAAAAAGUACAAAUUUCCUCGUACCCUUGUGCUCACAUUAUCACUUCUCUUGUCCUGCGUUGGCCAUCUCCUCAUCGCUUUUGGUGUACCCAAUGGCCUGUAUUUCGCAUCGGUGAUCAUUGGAUUUUGCUUUGGUUCCCAAUGGCCGUUGAUUUACGCCAUAGUUUCCGAGCUGUUUGGCCUGAAAUACUACUCCACUCUGUACAACGUCGGCGCCGCGGCUAGCCCAGUUGGUGCAUAUCUGUUGAACGUCAGAGUUGCAGGGUAUUUGUACGAUAAGGAAGCAAAUAAGCAACUCAGAGCUUUAGGACUGGUGAGGAAGGAAGGUCAGGAUUUGAAUUGUGAUGGAGUUGUAUGCUUCAGGUUGGCCUUCCUCAUAAUAACCGCAGUGACCUUCGGAGGAGCUCUUAUUUCUGCAAUUCUGGUGAUCAGGACAAGGAAGUUUUACAAGAGUGAUAUUUACAAGAAAUUCAGGGAGGAGGCCUUGGCGGCGGAGCAGGAAAUGGCGUUGGCCCCGGUGGCACCAGAUGCUAUUGUUCCGACAACCACUGUGAGGGAUUAGAUGAUAUUGAAAAGUAUAAUCAAGACAGAACUUGUGUAGAUAUCAUUGUUGUAAAAGAUUAAGUUUACCGUAAACUGGUGAUGACCAAAGGCUAAAUCACAAGCAGCGACUAUGUUUUUCAUUUUAAGACUUUUUCAUUGUUUCUAAAAGAUUAUAGUUUACAGUAAACCGUAGCUUUACAGUGCUGAAAUCAUCAUAAUCAAGUUUUAUCUGCAAUUAAUGUAGAACACUUCAUAGGACUAAAUACCAAUUGUUCUACUUAAGUAGUUAACACAAUUAAAUUCUUACUAUAUGUUUG
Oldenlandia corymbosa var. corymbosa is the source of this 2209-nucleotide messenger RNA. The record is from the annotation of a GenBank genome assembly. NCBI's taxonomy places the organism in Eukaryota, Viridiplantae, Streptophyta, Magnoliopsida, Gentianales, Rubiaceae.